Leptopilina heterotoma is the source of this 1757-nucleotide messenger RNA. RefSeq names its product antigen LPMC-61-like. NCBI's taxonomy places the organism in Eukaryota, Metazoa, Arthropoda, Insecta, Hymenoptera, Figitidae. The record is from RefSeq and is a predicted model, not a curated record. The coding region runs from base 445 to 1086 and encodes 213 amino acids. The transcript is spliced from 4 exons.
GUAACACUUCCAAAAAUAUUAGAUGCACGACCGUAAGAUAAAUACGUAUACUAUUUUUGCUGUCUGAAUUCGUUUCAACGCAUGAACAAUCAAAACAAAUCCGAGCCGUCUUUCUGUGUUUACACUUCGUGUAUCGUUUCUUUUAUUUCCUGUCUCACUCUCCCCCUCUCUCUCUCUUUCUUUUGACUCGUUUUAACGUGACAAGCGGCACGCGCCGCCACUAAUUCUAAUACACCUGUGUCACCUGUGUCUAUGCGAUACUUUUCGGUUAAAAACUAUAUUAUUCAAAUUUUGCACGGCGGCGCUACUGUGAAAUCUACUGCCUCUAGAUAGGUAAGAGAUUACCAUCUCUCUUGCAUUGCGUGUUCUUUUGUGAAUAGGAAGCGUGCCUCUUCUCAUUGUCAGGGAAUUCGAUUCACAUUCUUCAAUAAACUAGAAUUAAUUAUGGGAAGAACUUCAACUGGAAGGAAUUCGUUGUCCAAAGGAGCUACAAGUGGAGAGGAUCAGCAACGACAGCAGUUACCACCGCAACAGCAGAUGCAGCAACAACAGCAGUUGCCACCACAACAGCAGAUGCAGCAACAACAGCAGUUGCCACCGCAACAGCAGAUGCAAUUACAACAGCAGUUGCCACCGCAACAGCAUAUGCAGCAACAACAGCAGUUGCCACCGCAACAGCAGAUGCAGCAACAACAGCAGUUGCCACCGCAACAGCAGAUGCAGUUACAACAGCAGUUGCCACCGCAACAGCAUAUGCAGUUACAACAGCAGUUGCCACCGCAACAGCCGCAGUUGUUCUUUCAUCAAUACCAAUUCCAACAACAACAGCAACAAUUACAACUGCAGCAGCAAAUUAACCUGCAAAUCGAGCAGCAGCAGUUGUUGCAGGAUAAAAUUCAGAAACAACAGCAGCAACUUCAGCAACAACAACAACUUUCCGAAACAGAGGAAAAAGUUGUUGCUCCGCUGAAGAGGCCAGCGUUGGAGUCUGCACCUGCACCAUCACCGGCAGAGAAUGAUUUCUCCAGGCAGGAGAAACCUGCCUACAAAAAGGAUAAUUCUAAUGUGUGGAAUUUAGAAAAAUGAAUCAACAUCCUGGAGACCAGCAUGAGAAAAUUAAAAUUAGAUUUUCGUCAGUUAGAAAGAGACAGAGAAGAAUACAGAGAGCGAGAUAGAGCAAGGGAAAGAGCAAGAGAGCAGGAAAGAGUUGAAGAAGAAAGAGCUAGGGAAAGAGAAAGAGAAAGGGAAAAGAAAAUGAGAAAAUAUUAAAUCAAGCACCGAAAAUUUCCUGAAAGUUGAAAUUAACUUGACUGCAAAAAUGAGUUAUUUGUCCCAACGCUCAUGAAACUUGAAAAAAAUUCAUUUAAAAAUUUUAAACAAGUUAAUUUCAAUUUUCAGGAAAUUUCUAAUGCUGCCUUUAUAUAUUAACACAUUCUAUAAACCUGGAAAAAUUACCUUAACAUCUCAGCUUUCAAUUAAAAAAAUACAUCCUAAUGUCGCUCAUACUUUUUUUAAAACAAUUUUUUUGGAGAAAUGUAAGGUGAGCCAUUACGCCCAUUUUGUACCACGAAAUGAAAGUUUAAGAAAUAUGUAAUAUCAACUUUCAUCAUAGUUUGUUUCAAUUUCUGUUUAAAAUUACUUUUCAGUUACAAAUUCAGCGAAGAGAAUAAAUUAUUUUUUAUUUACAUAAACUAUUGUGUCAUGCUUAAUUAUAGCAAAAUUAUAAAUUAAAAUUUGUUUCUUGUUCUGUUCUCAAA